Molecule: messenger RNA, 1285 nt
Organism: Mytilus californianus (California mussel)
Lineage: Eukaryota; Metazoa; Mollusca; Bivalvia; Mytilida; Mytilidae
Product: indolethylamine N-methyltransferase-like
Exons: 3
Coding region: 30-812 (260 amino acids)
Cellular component (GO): cytosol
Molecular function (GO): N-methyltransferase activity
Source: RefSeq, a predicted model, not a curated record
UAUCAAAGUCAGGUUAACAACGCAUUGAGAUGGCGGAAACAACCAAAAUACUCUCUGGUGAAGAUUAUCUUGAUAAUUUUGAUGCAAAGUCAUAUGCAGGAGCAUUUUUUAGUGAGAUUGAAAUUGAGGGAUUUUCAUUUACAGAAUUUAGAUUGAAAACUCUACACAAAAUAUAUUCAAAAGGUAACAUAAAAGGAAAACUGCUACUGGAAAUUGGAUCUGGACCUUGUAUACACACAGUAAUACCUGCAGCAAGUUGGUUUGAUGAAAUAAUUAUGACAGACUUUUCACCUAGUAAUAGAGACAUGCAAGAAAAAUGGCUGAAAAAAGACCCAGGCGCACAUAACUGGGACAAGUUUUUCAAAUAUUACAGUAAACUAGAUGGUAAUGAGGACAACUGGCAACAACUUGAGGCUGCUUUAAGACCAAAGAUAAAACGAGUUCUGACCUGCGAUGUAUUCAAACAAAAUCCUCUCGAUCCAAUUCAAUUAGAUCCAGUUGAUGUCAUCUGUACCAGUGCGUGUCUGGAAUCAGCCUGUCCAGAUAAAGAUGCAUAUCACAAUGCGAUGAAAAAUGUAGUAUCUUUGUUGAAACCGGGCGGAAAACUUAUUCUGAUCGGAAUUCUCAAUUGUCCUCAUUAUGUUGUUGGGAGUGAAAUUUUUCAGUGUUUGUCCAUCUCCAGGGACGAAGUUAUCAAUACAGUUAAAGCGAAUGGUUUAGAUGUAAUUGAAUUAUUUGAUGACGAUACUUCGGUAGAAGAGGGCACAACAAUAUUUAAUGGAACAGUUUUUAUACUUGCUGAGAAAAAAUAACUGGUGUUGGUGUUCAAUCGCUUUAGUACAUUGACUAAAAUAUCGAAUAUACUGAUAUUUUUCAUCGGCGAGAUGCCACUAUAUAUAGUAUGUGUUUAAGCCAAUUAGGACUAGCUUUAUAUUAAUUCACAAUCUGAAAUUUUUAUUGAUGAGACUUGUUUUUAAUAGACCAAGAUUGAAAUGUUCAGAUUUUAAGAUCUCGAUAGCACUGUCAACUUAGAAGCCAGUCCUUCGGUACUGUCAUGUUUUUUAAUGAUACAUUUUAUUACACCCCACUUUAAAGAGAGGUCUUAUUAGUCGCAUAUUGUAAUAGUGUCCUAAUACGAUUUAUACGGUGUCAGUAAAUUUCAUAUGGGGAGAGAGCGAAACGAAUCUCUAGCCCCAUAUAGAAUUUACUGACACCAUAUAUAUCUUAUUUGGUCACUAGCAGAUUGUGUAAGGAAUUUAUCUUACCGACUAUCUUUAUAUUUGGA